AUGAAGCUGGAAGGGCAGGUGGCAGUAAUCACCGGGGCGGGUCGCGGCAUUGGGCGGGCCAUUGCCCUGGCGUAUGCCAGAGAGGGGGCCAAGCUGGUGCUGGCGGCGCGCGGCGAGGCCGAUCUGGAUGAUAGCGUCGCAGCCGUGGCGGACAUUGGCGGUGAGGCCGUGGCCAUCCGCACUGACGUCACCAGCCAGAUGGGCACCGAACGCCUGGCACGGAGGACUGUGGAGCGGUUCGGGCGCAUCGAUAUCCUGGUCAACAACGCCGGGACAUCCGGACCCAUCGGCUCGCUGCAGGACAACGACAUCGCUGAGUGGGUGGACACGAUCAACGUCAACCUGACCGGUACCUUCCUGGUCUGCCGGGCCGUGAUCCCCGUGAUGCUGGCGCAGGGUGGAGGCAAGAUCAUCAACCUGUCCGGCGCUGGUGUGGCCAAUGCCUGGAGCAACAUGUCGGCCUACUGCUCCAGCAAGGCCGCGGUAGUGCGGAUGACCGAGGUGCUGGCGCAGGAACUGGACGGCAAGGGGAUCACGGUCAACGCUCUCGGGCCUGGGUCGGUACACACGGGCAUGUGGGAGAAGAUGACGGAACAGGCUGCCGAGGCCGGGGCCGAAUUCAUCCACGAGCUGGGGCAGAGGGUGCUGUCGGGCGGGGGCGCCCCGAUCGACGAUUGCUCUGAGUUGGCCGUGUGGCUGGCGUCCGGCGAGAGCGGACCGCUGACGGGCAGGAUUAUCUCGGCGGCCGCAGACGACUUCCGGAACCUGGGGCCGAAGAUCCCGGAAAUCAUGGAGGGGGACGCCUACACGCUCCGCGUGGUCAAAUAA
Geodia barretti is the source of this 828-nucleotide messenger RNA. NCBI's taxonomy places the organism in Eukaryota, Metazoa, Porifera, Demospongiae, Tetractinellida, Geodiidae. The record is from the annotation of a GenBank genome assembly.